This is a messenger RNA of Cynocephalus volans (Philippine flying lemur), 333 nucleotides long. RefSeq names its product small cysteine and glycine repeat-containing protein 7. The transcript has a single exon. The record is from RefSeq and is a predicted model, not a curated record. The coding region runs from base 1 to 333 and encodes 110 amino acids. NCBI's taxonomy places the organism in Eukaryota, Metazoa, Chordata, Mammalia, Dermoptera, Cynocephalidae.
AUGGGUUGCUGUGGUUGUAACGGUUACCGUGCUGGUGGCUGCGGUGGUGGCUGUGGUGGUGGCUGUGGUGGUGGCUGCGGUGGUGGCUGUGGUGGUGGCUGUGGUGGUGGCUGUGGCAGCUGCUCCAGCUGCAGGUGCUACCGGGUUGGCUGCUGCUCUAGCUGCUGUCCCUGCUGCCGUGGAUGCUGUGGGGGCUGCUGCAGUGUCCCUGUAGUCUGCUGCUGCCGUCGCUCCUGUGGCUGUGGCUCCUGUGGCUGUGGCUCCUGUGGCUGUGGCUGUGGGAAGGGCUGUUGCCAGCAGAAGUGUUGCUGCCAGAAGCAAUGCUGCUGCUAG